Messenger RNA from Nannizzia gypsea CBS 118893, 2049 nucleotides. Its product is annotated as fungal specific transcription factor domain-containing protein. The record is from RefSeq and is a predicted model, not a curated record. Lineage: Eukaryota; Fungi; Ascomycota; Eurotiomycetes; Onygenales; Arthrodermataceae. The transcript is spliced from 4 exons. Bases 1 to 2049 code for a protein of 682 amino acids. Gene Ontology annotation, molecular function: zinc ion binding; DNA-binding transcription factor activity, RNA polymerase II-specific; DNA binding. Gene Ontology annotation, biological process: DNA-templated transcription; regulation of DNA-templated transcription.
AUGGGAGACAGCAUGCAUCCAGCCCACCCGCGCAUCACCCGCAACCACUCGUGCUUCUCCUGCCAGCAGCGCAAGGUGCGGUGCGACGGACAGCAGCCAUGCUCGUCCUGCCGCAGAAACAGGAUAGAGUGUGUCCCCGGUAGGCGGACGAAGCCAUCGAUGCAGCGACGAGAGGCCGGCCGGGCAGCAGCGGCAGCGAACGAGCGUCUGGUGCGCCGGCUGCGGUGCUGCGAAGAGGCCCUCAGGGAGCACGGCAUCCAGGUCGAUGACGAGCAGACGGGGGAGACGGCCUCGCGAGAGCUUCUGCUGCCUCCGCCAGCGCCUCCUCAGGGCCAGAUGAUAGUCAAGUCGAAGGACUCGCGCUAUGUUGAGAACUGGCUGUGGAAGGGCCUGUCGGAUGAGCUGCAAGAUCCGGAGAACCUGGACGCGGAUGAAGAGUCGCAGUUUGAUAUCGAGCCGCCAGAGAGCGAGCCCCUGAGCCUGUUCGGCGACUCCCGCUACAUCGACCUCCACGGCAUGCAUCCGCCAGCACCACAGCUCUUCCAGCUGUGGCAGGUCUAUCUGAACAACGUCAACCCGAUAGUCAAGAUCUUCCACGCGCAGACGGUGCAGCGGAUGGUCCUGGACGCGGCCGCAGACCUGCGCAGCGUCUCCCGCAGCACCGAGGCCCUGCUCUUCGCCAUCUACACGGCAGCAGUAACAUCAACAGACGAGGAGACCUGUCUGAGACUGCUGGCCGAGUCCAGGGUAGCUCUUAUCAGCCGUUUCUCCAAGGCGACCAAGCAGGCCCUGACCAACGCCGAGUUCCUGCGGUCAACUAAUAUCAUCACCCUACAGGCCCUCACUCUAUACUUGCUGGCAACACGGCAUACAUACGAACCUCAUACGCUCUGGCUGUUCACCGGCAUUGCCUCUCGCACGGCCAGGGCCAUGGGCCUGCACCGCGAGGCCAGUCUCAGGGGCUUCUCUGUCUUCGAGCAGGAGAACCGCCGGCGGCUUUGGUGGCAGAUCCUCAUCCUCGAUAGCCGCUCCGCCCAACUUUCCGGCGUGGCCGUCAACCCAGACUCGUAUCUCUUCUGGGACACCCGCUGCCCACUCAACCUCAACGACAGCGACCUCGUCCCGUCCAUGCGCGAGCUGCCCGCCGAGUACGACGGACCGACAGAGAUGCUCUUCUGCCGCAUCCGGUUCGAGGUCGGCGAGUGCAUGCGCAGGCUCAAGACCCUCGAACACCGCCAUGCAGACGACGGCAACAGCAGUGCGGCGCAUAGGGCAGAGGAGAGCCAGCUGAUAGACGAGCUCGAGGCCAGGCUAGAGCAGCGGUACCUUAAGAAAUGCGAUCCCUCCAUCCCCUUCCACCUGCUAGCUCUCUACUUAGGCCGCUCUUCUGUCUGCCAGAUGCGCCUGUCCAUGCACACUCGCCAGUGGUACUCGGGCAAGGGGCCCAGCCUCGCCCAGGCAGAAAGGGACCAGGUCUUCAGUCUGGGCCUGGAGAUCAUCGGGUACGACAACCUUGCAUACUCGCACAAGCCACUGCAGCCAUACCGCUGGCACGUAGCCAUGGCGUUUCCCUUCGAGGCCCUCAUCCUUGUCCUGACCGAGCUGCUGGCCCGGUUCGAGGGCGAUCUGGUCCGGCAGGCUUGGGAGCGAGUCAAUCAGCUCUAUGCGGACCACCCGGAGAUCAUCACUGCAGCGAGAACCAACACUCUUGUCUCCGCACUCGUCAGUCUGACCACAAGGGCGUGGGACAAGCUCGCAUCCACGACGCAAAACUCCUCACAUCUUCUCCAGUACGCAGCCGAACCCCAGUGCAUAUCGAAACUCCGCAGUCUUCGCAGGGAUCGGCGCCCGUCGUCACCCUCGGCCCAGGUAUCACCUGUACUAGACGAGUACCUUUCUCCCGCCGCCACCGCUGCAGCCGUCAGGGAUACGGGGCAAGAUCUCGUUCUCUCCGGUACCACCGAGGAGCCUGCAGUCGACAUAUCGCAAAUCGACUGGAGCUACUGGCAGGCAUUGAUAGAGGGGGAGGGCGCCCCUUUUCAGCGGUAG